AUGGCGGCGGCGGCGGCGUCUAUCUCCGGAUCCCGCACCUGCUACCCUAGCGGCGGCGUCCCAAUGGCCAGCGGCGGCCGGCGGCGCACCGUCAUCAGGAGCUCCUUCGCGCCCGGCUCGCCGGCGUCGACGCCAUCGACGGUGCGGAUCGGCAGCAAGUGGACGGAGCUCCAGGGCGCGCGGGACUGGGACGGCCUGCUGAGCCCGCUGGACGGCGCGCUCCGGGGCGAGCUGGUCCGGUACGGGGAGUUCGUGCGCGCGGCGUACGCCAGCUUCGACUUCGAGGGCGGCGCGCCGUCCUACGGCUCCUGCCGGUUCCCGAGCCGCUCCCUGCUGCGCCGCGCGGGGAUGCCGGGGACCGGGUACCGGGUCACGCGCCUCCUCCACGCCGCGUCGUCGUGCACCGCGUCGCUCCGGUGGUGGCUACCCUCGUCGUCGCCGCCGCCGUGCGGGUCCAGCUACAUCGGCUUCGUCGCGGUGUGCGACGACGAGCGCGAGAUCGAACGGCUCGGCCGCCGCGACGUCGUCGUCGCGUUCCGCGGCACCGCCACGUGCGGCGAGUGGGUGGACAACUUCAAGUCCGGCCUCACACGGCUCCCGACGAUCCCGACGACGAUGACCGGCGGGGGGGAGGACGACGGCGAGGAGGCGAUGGUGGAGCGCGGGUUCUGGAGGCUCUUCACGGCGCCAGGCGAGGCGCACAGCAGCCUGCAGCAGCAGGUGCGCGACGAGGCGCGGCGGAUCGCCCACGAGUACGGCGGCAGCGGCAUGCCGCCGCUGAGCAUCACGGUGACGGGGCACAGCCUCGGCGCGGCGCUCGCGGUCCUCACCGCCCACGAGAUCGCGACGACGCAGCAGCAGCAGCAGCGACAGGAAGACGGCGAGCCGGCGGCGAUGAUGGUGACGGCCGUGUCGUUCGGCGGGCCGCGCGUGGGCAACGCGGCGUUCCGGCGGAGGAUGGAGGAGAGCGGCGGCAAGGUGCUCCGCGUGGUGAACUCGGACGACAUCGUGACCAAGGUGCCGGGGUUCCCAGUGCACGAGCAGGGCGACGGCGGCGACCAGCCGGCGAAGGGGAUGAUGAAGGCGAGGCUGCCGAGGUGGCUCGUCGCCAAGAUGGGGUGGGCGUACGCCGACGUAGGGCGCGAGCUGCGGCUGAGCCAGGCCGGCUCGCCGCCCAACGUGGUGGCCUCGCAUGACCUCGACUUGUACCUCAAGCUCGUCGCUUCCUGCACAGACUAG
Sorghum bicolor (sorghum) is the source of this 1239-nucleotide messenger RNA. RefSeq names its product phospholipase A(1) DAD1, chloroplastic. The record is from RefSeq and is a predicted model, not a curated record. Gene Ontology annotation, biological process: lipid metabolic process. Gene Ontology annotation, molecular function: glycerophospholipase activity. The transcript has a single exon. Lineage: Eukaryota; Viridiplantae; Streptophyta; Magnoliopsida; Poales; Poaceae. Bases 1 to 1239 code for a protein of 412 amino acids.